Messenger RNA from Anguilla rostrata (American eel), 1577 nucleotides. Its product is annotated as jun dimerization protein 2-like. The transcript is spliced from 4 exons. Gene Ontology annotation, cellular component: nucleus. Bases 179 to 670 code for a protein of 163 amino acids. The record is from RefSeq and is a predicted model, not a curated record. Lineage: Eukaryota; Metazoa; Chordata; Actinopteri; Anguilliformes; Anguillidae. Gene Ontology annotation, molecular function: DNA-binding transcription factor activity, RNA polymerase II-specific; RNA polymerase II cis-regulatory region sequence-specific DNA binding. Gene Ontology annotation, biological process: regulation of transcription by RNA polymerase II.
CCAGUGCUUACGUCUGGCUGGUAAAAACGGAGUUCCGCAUUCUCAACCCUCGAUACUAUAUAAACGGGCUGAUGUAACAAUUUUUGCUUUCAAAAGUCUGCAUGAGAACUUCAGUUGAUCGGGAAAAAAAUUCUGUAAAUCGGAUUUAGGACCAACGACGAAGCUGGUCAGGCGUGACAUGAUGCCGGGUCAGCUCCUGGACCCCUCCCUGACGACCGGCUCCCUCCCCAACCUGGGCCCGCUGGCCGGGAUCCCCGCCACCACGCUGACCGACCAGCUGAAGUUGGCCAACCUGCGCGCCAUGGGGGGCGUGCUGUCCCCGCUCCAGUUCCUGGGCAGCUUGGGCAAGAGGCCCCUGCCCCUGCCAAUCAAGGGGGAGAUGGAGGAGGACGAGGAGAGGCGGAAACGGAGGCGGGAGAAAAACAAAGUGGCCGCCGCGAGGUGUCGGAACAAGAAGAAGGAGAGGACGGACUUCCUGCAGCGGGAGUCUGAGCGGCUGGAGGUCCUGAACUCGGACCUGAAGGCCCAGAUAGAGGAGCUGAAGCAGGAACGGCAGCAGCUGAUCGUCAUGCUCAACCGCCACCGGCCCACCUGCAUCGUCCGGACCGACAGCGUCAAGACCCCCGAGAGCGAGGCCAACCCCCUGCUGGAGCAGCUGGCAGCCAAAUGAGGAGGGCGGAGCACCCCCCCCCCCCCACCACCCUUUGCCUCCAUGGCGACCAUCGCCACGGGGACUGUUUACAGAGCAGCCAGCGACACUCGGCUCAGCUCAGAGCUGCGUGCGUGUGCUUGUGCGUGUGCAUGUGUGCGUUUCUGUUGCGGCUCCCACCCCGAUGCCUGCCGUUUUGAGGGCUUUUAUUUUGUUCUUCCCCUCCCACAACAUUUAUAAGGGCCGGUUGAUGUGAUUGACUUUUGGCUCGCUUUUCCUCCCCCAGUUGUAGUUAGCAUCUUCUGCCGCGCGGUCGGCGCUGGCGAUUGCUACGGACGAGCGGACGGUCGAGAAGACUCUUCCUAAAUGGACUGCACCACGCUGUUGUUGAGGAAACACUAAAUCAGUACGGCAGAUCUGUCACACGUACCUGGAUGGAACCCAGCGUGUCACUCUGUUUCUUGCCAAUGGUAUAACUGUUGGAAAUACAUGUGUAGUAUUUUAUAAUGCUGAUUUGCAUUCUGCCUUUGACAAACGGCAGUCUCUGGUUUAACCUGCACUGUGGUGACGCAGGCGUCAUGAAAGCACAUAUAUAAAUGAGUUGUUUACAAUUUCUGUUUUUGUAUUGCUACUUCCAGUUUUACACAAUACAUGUUUUUAUAUUGGUUUAUAUAUGUAUUAUAUAAAAGUAUAUGUGUAUUCACUAGAUGUGAUGCAUUUUAUGUCUGUUACAAACCGAUUGUUUUUUUUACACUAUGUUAAGUCACCUUUGUUGCAUUGUUGCAUUGUUGUUUGCACGUUUAUAAAAAAAAAUGUGGUAAAUAUCCAUUCCCGGCAGAGUGGCUUUUCAGUGCCCACAUUUAUACCUGUAACAUGUAUUUCUUUGUUACUCUGUUCUAUAACAAUUAAAUACUGUUUUCAAAUGAAA